AUGGGCGCGUGGAACCUCUUCCGUGUUCUGGGCGACUUGUCCCACGCCCUCUCGAAAUGCAUCCUCAUCUUCGCCAUCCACAGAAACCGCAGUGCAGAGGGUGUCUCCCUUAUUACCCAGGUGCUUUACGCUCUGGUCUUUUGCACCCGAUACCUCGAUCUGUUCAGGGAGAGUGUGCCGUGGAACAUCGUCUUCAAGAUCUUUUACAUCCUUUCCUCGAUUUACAUUCUUGCUAUUAUGCAAUGGAUCUACCCUCGAUCCCGCGAGCGUGAGAUGUCUUGGAAGAUCGGUGCCGUUAUUCUUGGCGGCUCUUUCAUUCUGUCGCCUAUCGUCAUGUUCAUCUUUGAGGGUGCUGAGCAUCGAGGUUUCCAGACUUGGAUGUGGGUGUUUUCCCAAAUCCUCGAAUCCGUCUGCGUCCUCCCUCAGCUUCUCCUCCUGAGACAGACAACCGUCCCCACCGUUAUCGACUCCUUCUACCUCGUCGCACUCGGCUCUUACCGCGCUCUUUACUGCAUCAACUGGUUCAUCCGCGAAUUCGAAAUGCACGGCCGAGGCCCCAACGUCAUCUCCGUCAUCUUCGGUGUCAUCCAGACAGCUCUCUACAUCGACUUUGCCUGGGUUUACUACACCCGCCAGCGCGUCAAGCUCCGUGGCGGCGGUAUCGUUGACGCUGACGACAUGAGCCGCAGCUGGCUUCUCCGUCGCAUCUUCGGCAAGCGCUUCGUCAACGACGAAGACGAUGACGAGGAGAGCGGUCCUGGUGGCUUUGACGAUGACCAGGGUGGUAACAGGCGCGGGGCUCGUCCCAAGUGGGGAGCUCGUGGUAUCUCAGUCAGCGCAGACGACGGCGUUCUCGAGCAGGAGCGACACAACCGUAACCACGACGAGUUCGGUGGCCCCGUUGACCCUGAUGCCAAGACGCAGGAUCCCGAUGAGCUUGCGCGCGCGCUCGACGACGACGAAGACGAGAACACACCUCUACGACCCGGUCAAACAGAAGGUCAACCCAGCGGUCUCCAGGGCGGCGAGGGUUGGCGCGACUAA
Messenger RNA from Fusarium coffeatum, 1044 nucleotides. RefSeq lists its product as uncharacterized. The record is from RefSeq and is a predicted model, not a curated record. Gene Ontology annotation, biological process: endoplasmic reticulum to Golgi vesicle-mediated transport; protein retention in ER lumen. Gene Ontology annotation, cellular component: endoplasmic reticulum; cis-Golgi network; membrane. Gene Ontology annotation, molecular function: ER lumen protein retrieval receptor activity. The coding region runs from base 1 to 1044 and encodes 347 amino acids. NCBI's taxonomy places the organism in Eukaryota, Fungi, Ascomycota, Sordariomycetes, Hypocreales, Nectriaceae. The transcript is spliced from 3 exons.